AAACGUACCGCGGUGGUGCUGUCGCGUAGGAUUUCACAGCUCGAGCUGAAAGAAUUCAACUUAAUAACUUAAAUACAAGAAGCCAAAGUUGGAUGUGAGCUAUGUCUUGGAACUGGAACAGUCACGGGUUACCGUUUUUGCCAGGAAACACUUUUCGGGACGUAACGAAGUCCUCCUUCCAUCGGCCCCAGACACUGAGCUACAGAUGUGGCUACGCUCUGCCUCGUCGCCCCGUCGCUGGCAUCGGACAGGACCCUCUUGUAUCAGAGCAGCUGAUCCAGCAGCGGGAGAGCGAGUCGUCCUUUGAGACGCCUGAUAUUUGGCCCGCGCGCGGCGACCCUUACGACAAGGGCCUCUCUGAAGAGUUCGUCCCAGCUUACGUGGCCUUUGACAAGAAGGUGCUGCGCUUCUUCGCAUACUUUCAGGAGGAUAACUUGAGUUCCCCUGAAGAGGCGUACCGCGUCCGGCCCGUGGUCGUUUACUACUACCUGGAGGACGACAGCAUGUGCAUCUUCGAGCCCACCGUGAAGAACUCCGGCAUCCCACAGGGAAAGCUGCUGAAGCGGCAUCGCUUUCCCAAGAACGAGCGCGGGGAGCAUUACCUGUGGAAGGACCUCAACGUUGGCAUGGACCUGCAGGUGUACGGCAUCAAGUACCACAUCACGCAGUGUGAUGCUUUCACUGAGGACUUCAUGGAGAGUCAAGGCAUCGUUUUGAAGGAGCCUCAGCAGAUGCCAGCGGACCCUUACAUCAAGCAGCGUGAAAACCCUCUGCCCUGCACCACGAAACCACCUGAAAGCGACAGCAUGCAGCAGUUUCUCACUAUGGACGGCAAGGUGCUGCGGUUUUUCGCUCUGUGGGACGACGAUGACGGGGAAACUAAGCCGGUGACCGUCCAGUAUUACCUGGUGGACGACACUGUGGAGGUCAGAGAGGUCCACAAGCCCAACAGCGGUCGGGAUCCCUUCCCGAUCCUGAUGCGCAGGCAGAGGCUGCACAAGACACUCAAACCGAAGCCGUUCCCCAGCUGUGUGCUGGAGCUCUCCACGGAGGACGUGAACGAGUUCUACUCACCCAAAGACUUCCAGCUGGGUCAAAGAUUGACUCUGCUCAGCCGUCGCUUCUUACUCUACGACUGCGACGGCUUCACCAAAGAGUAUUACCUCACCCACCACCCUGACGUGGAAAUGAAACCCACUGAAAUACCAAAUAAGGUGGAGGACGUGCACCGGGACAGGAAGAGGCUGCCACAGAUUCCUCCCUACAACGGCUACGGGUCACUUGAAGACUCCCUCCAGAACUGUUUGUCUCUGAUUCCCAAACCUCCCAGAAAGAAUGUGUUAAAGAUGCUGGAGAACGACCACAAAGUGCUGCGCUACGGUGCCAUACUGGACUCCCAGAAUCCCGAGGACGAGGGCCGACGUUUCGUUCUGUCCUACCACCUCUCCAACGACAUGAUCUCCAUUUAUGAGAAACCCACUCGCAACUCCGGCAUCCUCGCUGGCAAGUUCCUGGAGAAGACGCGCGUCCCCAAGCCGGGCUCCACUGUGGAAAACCCGCAGCUCUACUCACCUGUGGAUUUAGUCAUCGGAGCCACAGUGGAAGUUUUCGGCCACCGCUUUGUGUUGACUGACGCGGCCCUGUUUGUGCUCUCGUACUUGGAGUCCAUCUCGAGCCAGGUCCCUUCGCAGACGUUGGAUUUAAUGCGGCAGAAGCUGGGAGUGGAGACGGUCGACGAGCCGGGACCAGGUGGUGAAGCCGCAGAGCUGUCGUCAUGACGACGGGCGAGGGCUCACAGGAACACAUUGACACAAUAAAACUGAAUGUUACAACUUUGAUUUGUCUAAUUAAACACGGCAACGUACGCAAAUAUA
Molecule: messenger RNA, 1874 nt
Organism: Solea solea (common sole)
Lineage: Eukaryota; Metazoa; Chordata; Actinopteri; Pleuronectiformes; Soleidae
Gene: efhc1
Product: EF-hand domain (C-terminal) containing 1
Exons: 10
Coding region: 102-1778 (558 amino acids)
Biological process (GO): mitotic cytokinesis; mitotic spindle organization; cilium-dependent cell motility
Cellular component (GO): mitotic spindle; axoneme
Molecular function (GO): alpha-tubulin binding
Source: RefSeq, a predicted model, not a curated record